Messenger RNA from Pelagomonas calceolata, 1138 nucleotides. NCBI's taxonomy places the organism in Eukaryota, Pelagophyceae, Pelagomonadales, Pelagomonadaceae. The record is from the annotation of a GenBank genome assembly.
GAUCGACAAAAACAGAUCCUAGCCGCAGCCGUAGCGACGCAGCCGGCCGAGCGUGCUCUCAAACCGGCGGCAGACGCGCAUCUCGGGCAUCUCACUCCACAGCCGGACGCGCGCCGCGCAAAACCGGUGGGACACGCAGCGCCCGCAAACCGGUGGGCAGACAAGCAGCCGCGCGGCGCAAUACAUGGCCUACAGCCUCGUCGGCCGCAGCGCCCCCAUGGCCGCGGACGACUCGGACGACGACGAUCAGUGGCAAGAUGGUGGCGAGGACGACGUCCGCGAGCGCACGGCCUGGCAGGACAAGCACAGCGUGGCCGCGUGCUUCGGCUGCGGCAAGACCUUCGGCGCAUUAACAAAUAGACAUCAUCAUUGUCGCGAGUGCGGUAGAGUGGUGUGCGGCGACUGCUCGCCCUGGAAGGACCGCGUCAAAGGGUAUGCUGCCCCACAAAGGACGUGCAACGAGUGCCACGACUCCUUGACGACGAAGGAGACCUUGAAACGAGAGGGCAUGAAUCUACUCAGGAUGUGCCCCUGCUUCCGGUGGGUCAAGCGCCAGGUGGCCAAACACCAGAAGCGGUCGUUACUCUAUGAUGGCGCCAUGUUUUCGCGUCGCCGCGCUGCGAAAGAGGCCCUGCAGAAGGCCGCCGACAAGAUUUCCAGUUUUGCCGGGAGCUUGUUUGGCUCGAAGUCCGAAACCAGUAAUGACGGCGACGACGUCGGUUUUGAAAGAGUGCGAGUUUACUUAAGGCCGGACGGUACGUGUCUAGAUGUCAACGACAGCGACGAGCUCAUCUAUUUGCACGACGUGCAGUGCGUCAAGAGCGUCGACAAGGACGGGCUGCGGCUCCUAGGCAUCGCGGGCGUGCCGCUCUUCGAAGGCACGUUGCCGAACGGGAAAACUAGAGACGCCUGGGUCGCGGCGCUGCAGGAGGCCAUCGCGGAGGCGACGGAGAAGCCGCCGCCCUCGCGGAGUAGUAGACGGCCGAAGAGCCGUCUCGAAAUGGCGACGCGGCACUCGCAGCGCGAGCGAGAAUUAGCAGAUAGGAAAAAGGCCGCCGACGCGCGGAAGAGCAAGUACCGCACGGGCGGGAUGAAGUACACGGCCGUGGCCAUGGCGAACCGGGGCGCGGUCGUGUAA